This is a messenger RNA of Acipenser ruthenus (sterlet), 5180 nucleotides long. RefSeq names its product cyclin Pas1/PHO80 domain containing 1 (gene cnppd1). NCBI's taxonomy places the organism in Eukaryota, Metazoa, Chordata, Actinopteri, Acipenseriformes, Acipenseridae. Gene Ontology annotation, cellular component: cyclin-dependent protein kinase holoenzyme complex; nucleus. Gene Ontology annotation, molecular function: cyclin-dependent protein serine/threonine kinase regulator activity; protein kinase binding. The record is from RefSeq and is a predicted model, not a curated record. The transcript has 8 exons. Gene Ontology annotation, biological process: regulation of cyclin-dependent protein serine/threonine kinase activity. The coding region runs from base 147 to 1460 and encodes 437 amino acids.
GAGCCAUGUUGCUUGGAAUCAGGUAGCAACAAUCUCUAAGGAAGAGAGUGUCAGUGACGACACCACUAAAGACCCGUAUUGUGUUGGGAUACCGGACCUGCGCCAUAUGAGCGUGUUGAUAAGGUUUCAUAGUGUGUCAUUAAAAAAUGGAUUUUGAGGAAUUAUUUGAUGAGAGGACUUUCUCCUUUUCCGACUUCCAAGAGUUUACGUUUCUUCCUGGUCACCAGAAACUAACAGAACGGGUACGGAAGCGUUUGUAUUAUGGACUGGAUGCAGACUGUACCCUAGAUGCACUUUCAGGUCCUGUUACUGAUAUUGCUGUGGAACUGCUUCACAAAUCUGCACCAAGUCCAAUCCGCAAACUCCACAAGAAGUAUGCAGCACACGUGGCAAGGGAAGCGUGUAUUUCUCCCUGUGCCAUGAUGUUGGCUUUGGUUUACAUUGAAAGGCUGAGACACAGAAACCCUGAGUACCUUCAACAAAUCUCCUCAUCGGACCUCUUUUUGAUCUCAAUGAUGGUUGCCAGCAAGUACCUGUAUGAUGAGGGAGAGGAGGAGGAGGUGUUCAAUGAUGAAUGGGGAGCUGCUGGGAAGCUGGAUGUGCACACUGUUAACAGCCUGGAGAUGAACUUCCUCAAAGCCAUUGACUGGAGUCUCUACGCUGAUCCCAGUGAGUUUUUUGAAAUCUUAAUCCAACUGGAAACCUGUAUUGCAGAAAAGCAGGGUUUGAAGCGAGGCUGGUUUACCUACACUGACCUGUGUGUGUUACUGGAGCAGUCAACAUGGCAACAAGCAUUUACUCACCUGUAUCAGCACUUCACCAAACUGGCCUGCAUGUUCAGCCUGGUUUACCUCACCAGUGUUGCUGGUUUGAUCGCCUCCACAGCUAUACUGCAGCAAAUGUUGUUCCUCAGGGGGAAGCCCCCCUGUACUCUCCUCCAGCAGAGUGAGACUCUGGGCUUUCCAAUGCAGCCCCCGAGCCCUGUGCUGCCCCCUCAGUGUAUCUCCAACUCCGACCUUCGCUGCUGCAUCUGGGGUAAUGACAGUCGAGACCGGCGCUCUGGCAGAGCUACUACAGCACUCUGUUUCUGGGGCUCCUUUCUCCCCACCCUGACCUACUGUCCUGACCCUCAGACUGCCCAAGAGACUGACCAACUCCCCCUUUACUGCCCUAACUGCCUCAAAAUGCCCAAGGAAUCCGGACUACCCCCUAAGUGUGGAAAACACAACACAACAGAAUAUGGCUCUCCCCACGAACAUCUUCCUCUUGGACUGGGCUUGUGGUCUGGACCUCAUGAUGGACAAGGGCUAAACGGCAAGGAGAGCGAUGAGGGUGUCUCCAGGAGACUGGCAGACCCUCUGUUUAGCAGUCUCUCCCCAGAAGCCCUGAGAAUACGCCAGUGUUUUUUGGAUGCAACAGCACCUUUGGGGAAGGUCCAGACCUUCAUUUUGCCAAGCUAGAAUGGGAAGUCCAUUUACAAACCAGCACAUCCGAAUUCUAUUUUAAAAACAGAUUGAAAAUACUCCCUCAAUGUGGGCGCCAUUGUUCUCGUAUUUGUACAUACUGGAACUAGCUGGUUUUCUGCAAUGGAAAGCUAAGCCAUGUGUUUUCUCUCCCUCGUAGUGUAUUGUAAAUAACGUUCUUUACCAACACAGUUUAUCAAGGGUUUAACUACAGAUUACAUUAUAGUAGGGCAGUGUCUCUUUGGAAACAGGCUCAAAGGGCUAUUGUGAAAUAACUUUAUACAAAGUUUUCCCGUCACACCUAAAAUCAUAUCCGCCAGCAUGAUCUGCACAUAUGUAGAGAUUGUGAAUUGUGCAUAUAACCAUUCAUGGAAGAGCAUGGAAUGUUGGCUUUCACUCCUGAAAAUACAUCUAUACAAUAUACUUUUGUUUUUAUUCCAUCUUUGUUAUAUGACAACAUUAAUUUAAACUUGUCAUAACUAAAGGUUAAAAAUCCAGUUGACCACCCUGAUUUAUCUGCGCUGCGUUAGUUGGUGGCCCUGUUUUGUUCAAUUUGUCAUUUCUACUUUGAGGUAAAUAUUUAAGUCUGUGUCAUUCACCUAUGGUAUAAUGUAUUUUACUGGAUUUUGAACUGAAAAGUAUUCAGAGACAAUGCAUCAGAACUAAAAAGUUCUGCUGCACAGAAAAGGAAGUGGUGAAAAAGGUACCGGUUUGGAAAAUAGAUUUUAAAACCUUGGUGGCAACAAGAAGACAUCACAGUGUAGACAAGUAGCCACUAGAUAUAAAAUGUGUUUGUUGAGCUGAGAUGCAAUUCUUCGUGGACUUAAAGGGUACAUAAGGACCUUUUAUAUUUUAUUGUUACAUAUUACCAUGUGUUGCUACAACUGUUUACGUAAGGUUGUGUGUAUUGUUUUAAUUUUUUUUACAUUUUGACCACUUUUAAACUUUUUAAAUUGCAUUCCCUGCCUCAAAAUGGCUUCCAAUGUACCUGCAUGGACCUCUCAGAACUACAUUUCCCAUCAUCCUCCUCACCUCACUGGUAAAUCUAUCUCAGUUACAUAUGUGAGCAGGAGGAUGAUAGAAAAUGUAGUUCUGAGAGGUCCAUGCAGGUACAUGGGAAGCCAUCUUGAGGCAGGGAAUGCAAUUUAGAAAGUUUAAAAAAGUGGUCAAAAUGUAAAAAGAAAAAAGAAAAAGAAAAAAAAAUACACACACCUUACGUAAACAGUUAUAGCAACACUUGGGAACAUGAACACAAUAAAAUAAAAGGUCCUUAUGUACCCUUUAAAAGGCAGGUUGCAGAGCUUUUCCCCAUCCCGACUGGAGGAUUUCAAUUGCGUACAAGAGGUGAUACUUUAAGGCACUUGAGUUUGUGGUUUUGUGUUCUUUAGCAUUAUGGUGAAGGGAUUUCAGUGUAUUGAAAUUUUAGCAUUUCCAGCUAUAGGAAAUGCCUAAUAUUGGGGUAAUUUUUGAAAUACUUAAACUGCGUCUAUAAUAAAUGAAUUUGUGGUUGUGGAAAUGUUCUGUACUAAGCUAACACUCCCUUGCUGAACCUGCAAGUCUUGACAGUAAUCCAGCCACCUUUAUUUAAAAAAGCAUCUGCUUUCAAAGGCCUUGUGAAGAUGAUGGUGGUGGGGCUGUGAGAGCCAGUUCUGAAGAGGCUCAGAGAAUGUGCUGAUGAGCAAACCUGGAAGCUAGGCACUUUUGAUUUACAUGUUAAUGGAGUGAAGGGAUUUGGCAUGGUAAUACCAAGGGAGACAGAAAGUUACUUGGGGUUUAUUAUUUGGAAUGUAAGAUUGGUUUGUGCUUUGUUCAAUUGUAUUUUCAUUUUGUUUUUAAAAUGGCACACUUUACUGGGAAACAUAAUGUAAUACUCCUGUUCUACAAGUUUUAAAUGCAAGCUGGGAAUAAACUGAAAUAUAUAUAUAGAGAUUUUCUAUAUCUAUAUCUCCAUGCAAGUACUAUACAUGGAAAAGCAUAUGUUGUGUAUGAUGCUGCAUAUUUGGAAACAUUAAUCUGAGUUGUCCUUGAUUUUCAGUCAUCUUGGUUGGUGCUUCAGUGCAUUUUUGAAUAGUAGAUCAUUAUAAAUAGUUAUUUACCUUAUGAAAAUUAACCUUGCAUUUAAGAUUAGUAUCUUGUUUUUUUGGCAGGUAGCAGGUUGUGUUUUCUGGGGUUUAAAGUUGUCGGUAGCUUGAGGCAUGCAGAUGAUAUUAAUAUGAGAGGGUAUAUGGUAUUUAAAACAUAUUUAAAAACACGGUACUCAUCCACAGCCCAUCUAGCCACACAAACAUGUAACUUGUAUAUAAAUAUGAAAUUUAGACUGAUAUACAGUAUUUUGUUUUUAGCACUUUUCCUUAACUUCAGCCCAUUCUGAUCUCUGUUAAAGUGAGGUACACUGUUCACUUGUGUGUUGAUUUUAAGUGAUGUUCUAAAACAAAACCAACAAUGAAAAAGGCUGUUCGCAUUGGUUGCAUGUUUGGACACACCUUGUUCUGUAUUAUUUAACAGAUUCCUAGUGGUACCCCAGAUUAAGCCUUAAGACGGACCCACACUACCAAAACAAUACACGCUGAUUGUUGAUUGUUAUUCACAGUCUUGUUUUCAAAACAUGAUUCUUGUGUAUUAUUCAGGUAGAUUGAUGUGGGACCCACAGUAUUCUGGGGGGAAAAUGCUCGAAACAUGUAGACUUUUUGUUUUGUAUGAGAUCCAGGUGUCAGUUAGUUAUGUGAUUGUCCCUCUAUUUAGCAGCAAAAACUACUAACAUACUUGACAAAAAACAUGAUUGCUGUUAUUUAAUUUGAAAUAAUAUUUGCAAAGAGAUUAAUCUGAAUGAGCUCUCCAUUUUAAUGAACUUGUUUAGUGCAAGGGGUGGUUGAGUACAUGCAAAUUGUACAUGCAAUGACCCGCGUGCAAGGUUGCAUAAUAGCAGGUUUUAUUACGCAAAGGCAGAAUGUAAACCUUGCUGUAUAAACUUUUGUAUCAUGCUGUGUUUAAUUGAAAUGUGUUGUGUAAUUUUAAUUGAAAUGUGUUUUACUGCACAUGAAAGUAAUGGACAAUACAGACAAAAGGGUUGCCUGUCUAAAGUGUAUUGUUAAGGGAAGUUAUCAGUUUUCUGUGAAAAAUGCUGUGUAAUGCUCUUUUAUAUAUUCUAGUUCUUCACUUCUAAAGUUCAUGUGAACACAGUCCUCAUGACACCACUGUCACUGAUUUAAUAGGGUGCUAGCUAUACACACUGCAUUUGCACUGACACAGCACUUCACAAUAACCCCAAUCAUCAUAACACCACUGUCACUGAUUUAAUAGGGUGCUAUACACACUUCUGAUGGCACUUCAGGUAUGAAAAUAUAAUGAGAAUUAAACUUGGAAAUCACACUUCACUGUUAAUAUAGGGUUUCUCAAUAGGGUUGACAUUCAAGUUGAAUCCGCAUUCUCUUCAUAGACUUGUCAGUAGUGCAGUUUUGUUGGGUUUUUUUAGUUCCUUUUCCAAUAAACUGGUUUUGGGAUUCAUAACUCCAAUACUGCUCAAUCUCCUCAAAGCUUGUCUUGUUGAGUAAAACAUCUUCUAAUAAACUUGGGGUAUAUCUUAACUUCGUGUAUAUAUUGUGCCUCAGUUGUUUUGGUACAAGAGAUAAAAAUGUAACUUUAUUUUAUAUACUAUGUACAAUAUCAAAUGUCUGAUAUGAAACACAUUUUUCCCAUUAAAAUGACCCAUGCCACAUU